Molecule: messenger RNA, 2741 nt
Organism: Coregonus clupeaformis (lake whitefish)
Lineage: Eukaryota; Metazoa; Chordata; Actinopteri; Salmoniformes; Salmonidae
Gene: pou5f3
Product: POU domain, class 5, transcription factor 3
Exons: 5
Coding region: 214-1629 (471 amino acids)
Biological process (GO): regulation of transcription by RNA polymerase II
Molecular function (GO): RNA polymerase II cis-regulatory region sequence-specific DNA binding; DNA-binding transcription factor activity, RNA polymerase II-specific
Source: RefSeq, a predicted model, not a curated record
AAAAAAACACUGUGGAGCUGGGGUGUUUGUUGUGAGACAGGCAUUUGAGCUUGAAGGUGAAGUAGGUGGUGGUGAACUCGAAAUUCAAUGGACUACAGUUGAUGGGUAUCUUGCACAUAAUCAACAAAUGCUUGCAUUUCUGAAAAGGUUUGUUUCGAAACGGCAAGCGUCAUUGCAUAUCGUGCCUGAACUUUGACGAUCAAACCAAGGAGAAUGUCGGAGCGAUCCCAGAGCCCUACUUUAGAGUGCAACAGCCGGCCUGAUGACUUCAGCCGGGCCAUUUACGCCCAGGCCUUGAGUCAAGAGGGGUUUGGAGGCGCGUCGCUCCAGAUACCACACGGCGUUCUACAACACCAUAGUCUUCUCUUCAACAAGACCGCAUACAACGGGAUGCCUCCGACAACAGCUCAACCCUUUUUCCCGUUCCCACCGGUCAGUGGUGACUAUAGGGCCUCCGACUUGCAAGCCGGUGAUUUUUGCCAACCCAAACACUGGUAUCCCAUCGCCGCUGCCGAGUACACCGGCCAAGUCCCGGGGGUCGCAGCGGCUACCCAGCCCACAAACCUGAGCCCACCAAACACCGAAACCAGGGAACAAAUCAAGAUGCCCGAAAUAAAGAUGGAGAAGGAUGUCAAUGACGAGUAUAAGCAAAAGAUCCAACAGUAUCCAACUCCAACUUCGUCCGCUGUAGCUCACGGGGUUUACUACUCGACUCCAUGGAACCCAUCAUUUUGGCCCGGCUUUCCCCACAUCACGGCUGCGAGUACCAAUACUCAAAACCUCAACUCCAUACCCUCAACAUCGUCUUCAUCGUCCCCAUCUCUCUCGCCCUCACCCCCCAGUAAUGGGGUACCCGGGGUCACGUUCUUCAAUGGGAGCGCAAGCCAAACUGCCCAAACACCCCAGGCGCAAACCUCUACCCGGAGCAGUGGCUCCUCCAGCGGCGGGUGCAGUGACUCGGAGGAAGAGGAGAACCUUUCAACUGAGGAACUGGAACAGUUUGCCAAGGAGCUGAAGCACACUCGUAUAACCCUGGGUUUCACACAAGCAGAUGUAGGCCUGGCCCUAGGCAACCUUUAUGGCAAGAUGUUCAGCCAGACUACAAUCUGCCGCUUUGAAGCCCUCCAGCUCAGCUUCAAGAACAUGUGCAAGCUGAAGCCCCUGCUCCGGAGAUGGCUGAAUGAGGCUGAGACCUCGGACAACCCCCAGGAUAUGUACAAGAUCGAGCGGGUAUUUGUGGACACCAGGAAGAGGAAGCGGAGGACCAGUCUGGAGGGGUCGGUGCGCACGGCUCUGGAGUCUUACUUUGUCAAGUGCCCCAAACCGAACACCCAGGAGAUCACACACAUUGCUGAUGACCUGUGUCUGGAGAGAGACGUGGUGCGUGUGUGGUUCUGUAACCGCAGACAGAAGGGCAAGCGCCUGGCCCUCCCCUUCGAUGAGUGUGAAGGACAGUACUAUGAGCAGAGCCCCCCUCCCCCACACACGGCUCACUCCCCCCUCCCUGGGCAGGGGUACUCUCUCUCCGGCCACCCCGGUGGCCCCACCUUCUACAUGCCCCCCCUCCAGAGGCCAGAUGUCUUUAAGCAGGCCCUGCACCCUGGACUGGUGGGUCACCUGACAAGUUAAACGUGUUCUAGUUCUCCAAACCAGACCUGGCCAUGUGGCCACCUCUUCACUUCCCCACCCAACAUGGCUACCUCUCUUCAGUCCUCCAGUCCCUACCCACCCAGGCUGUUGUCCUCCAUAUGCAGUUCUACUACACCCUAGUCCCUCUGGAACAUGGAGAGAAAGUCAAGUGAGCGGGGGCUUGUAGGCCAGUAAAGAAAUGGGUAAAAGCUGGAACUUCCUGGUGUCUUUGUAAGGCCAGGGAAUCUUGACACUGCCGUUUGUCUCUUUACCCUACAUGCUCCAUGUUGACUUUUCAUCGGUUGUGCCUCCCACUCAGUUCAGCUGCAAGUCAUCUGCACAGCACUGAACUGUUGAUGCUCCAGCCAGCAUCAUGACAAUUUAAGGGACGGGGAGGGGUGGUACGUUGGAUCUGAAUCCGUUAUGAGGUGAUGGCUUUGCACAAAGUUGUGGUUUUGAGUGACUUUUUUUUAUUAUAUUUUUACAAUUAUUUCUUUAUCUUGAAUAUCUUUCUGCCAUCUUAUUGUUGCAGUUCCUCCAGCGGUUAGAUAUUUUCAGAUGACAGUUGUCUUAUCUAGAGAUUCUUUGUCGUCUUGUUCAGAAGGAAUACGCUCAUGGUGGAAGUUUGCCACAAAAACAGUAAUUGUCUUGCUGAGAAUUCUGGUAUGUUUGGUUACCCAUGAAUGUAUUUUUGUCGCACACUUUGACUAAUUUUAUUAUUUUAAUACUGGAACUGUAGUUAAUGUUGGGACAAACUGCAGGAUGUGUCUGUCGAGUGGGGCAUUGAGUACUGCCCCUCAACCAGUGUUUCUUGGAAACGUGAUCAUCAGGGGCCGAAAUAGUAACUGUUCUCUGUUUACUUCCCCAAUCCUAUAAUUUGUUUUGAUCUGGCCUUUCUAAAAUGACCAUGCCGUCACAAUCUUGUGCCUUAUUGUGUAGUUGAAGUAAUUUCCUCUUAUGUGACUCCGAUCUCUUGAUGUUUUUACGCAAUCCCAUGUUUAUAAAUGAAAGCAUAUUUUAUUGAAACUGGCUAUUUCUCUGGGGCAACCUAUAGAUGUUACCUGUGCCUUUUUUCCUCCACGCAAUUAAAUUAUCUUUAUUUUCCAUUCCAA